Messenger RNA from Zerene cesonia (dogface butterfly), 1835 nucleotides. RefSeq names its product lipase member I. Gene Ontology annotation, biological process: lipid metabolic process. The coding region runs from base 658 to 1644 and encodes 328 amino acids. The transcript is spliced from 8 exons. Gene Ontology annotation, molecular function: lipase activity. The record is from RefSeq and is a predicted model, not a curated record. Lineage: Eukaryota; Metazoa; Arthropoda; Insecta; Lepidoptera; Pieridae.
CAUUGAGUUCCUUAGUAAUUUAUUGCUUAAAUCUUUUAAAGCAGAUUGCACGUUUCAUUUAUUCCAUACUCAGAUAAAUUACGGACCAUUUUAGAAUACAACAUUAAGUGCAUGUAAACAUUAUGUAAAUAUCAUUGCGUGGUUUAUUCAAUCAUCUACUUACUGUUAUUGCAAAGGACAUUUGGAUAAAACAGCUAUAAAAACGUAACAAAUAUUAUUACAAAACAGAUAUUGUUUCCGCAAUUCUGUCUGAUGGCGGUCGCAACUCUCAAUCAAUUCGACAGAGCCCAAUUUCGACCAACCUUUACCUUUAUCGCUAAGAAAAAAUUUAUAAGAACAAUUGCAUAAUUUUCUAUUGUGACGUUAAGUUAGCAGUUUGUAGGGUAUCGCUGCGGCGAUAGCAUAUUUUCAUAGUGUCUGCGUAUACUUAGAGUAGCACAUUUUUUCUUCCCGUAAAUUUUGUAUGCCAUUUAAGUUGAGCUCGGUCGGUUAAUCGAAAUGCUCUAUAAAAGUUUUUAACGAGUGCCGAAGCAUUGUGUGGUGUCCAUUGUGUGAAAAUUCUGCGGGUUCGUUAAAGAAAAUGCAAACGUUUGCCUCGUGUUCUCUUUCCAGUUUCCCGCUAAAUUUAUAUAUCGAACAGUAAAUGUCACUGCCAAUAUGUUGAUGAAUAACUCUGUGUGUAAACUCAUGUCUGUAUUUAUUGGCGCAGUGCAGGUAUGUUUCAUGCCAGCGCCCAUUGGGGAUUGCACAGACUGCUGUCCGAGAAAUGACCGCAAUGACAUAAAAUACAGGCUUUUUACAAGGCCUUAUUUGCACUCACCAGAAUUGAUCAAAGUAAACGAUAGGAAUUCACUAUUACGUUCAAGAUAUAACGCAAGCUAUCCCACAGUCAUUUACUUAUUUGGCUUUUCCGAAGCUCCCACUGGUGUCAGCACGGUGACUCUAAAAAAUGCAUUUUUGAGCACUGGCAAUUACAACUUUAUAAGCGUGGACUGGUCCCGUCUUAUCGCAUUUCCUUGGUACAUUUCGGCAGUUGAAAAUACAAGGUAUAUGGCAACGAGGCUCGCUGAUUUCGUCCAGUAUCUAGACUCACACGGUACUCCUACUAGCUCUAUACACAUUAUAGGAUUCUCUUUAGGCGCUGAAGCAGCUGGAUUUACGGGUAAAGAAUUGAAGCAAAGGGGCUUAACGCUGGGAAGGAUUACUGGCUUAGACCCAGCUUUCCCCGGCUAUAGUUUAUAUGACAGUGAAGGGCAUCUCACAAAGGAUGAUGCUACAUUCGUAGAUGUGAUUCACACGAACCCGGGUGUCUUCGGUUUCCCACAAGCGAUCGGUCAUGUGGAUUUCUAUCCUAAUCCUGGGGAAUGGAUUCAACCGGGGUGCUGGUUUGACGAACUUAUUCGGAACCGACAGGUCAAUUUUGUUUAUGGUUGCAGCCACAACCGUGCGUGGCGGCUUUUCGCCGAGUCAUUACGCAACCCCUGGGGAUUCCCCGCCACCGCGUGUAGCGAGUGGAGGAAUGCCUCCUCCUCUUGCGGUUUCUCUAUCGACGGGUAUUUGGGAUAUCAGGCGCAACCAUCGUCUUUUGGAAAACUGUAUCUAGAGACAAAUACGCGUCCACCUUUUGCAAGAAAUGGCCCUUGAUAUUGUGGAACAUUCAAGAGUUAAUUGUAGAAAUGCUUUGAAAAUUUGGGUACCACUAAUUCAAGAUGGUGUGUUUAAAGGGCUUUGUACUUGACUGUAAGAGAACUUCCAAAUUAUUGUGUAGCGAGUGGUGAAAACUAGUUUCAAUUGUGUAGAAGUAGUCAAAACUUAAAUGUCACGUACGUAUCAGU